Aphidius gifuensis is the source of this 1470-nucleotide messenger RNA. Its product is annotated as GATA zinc finger domain-containing protein 4-like. The transcript is spliced from 3 exons. Lineage: Eukaryota; Metazoa; Arthropoda; Insecta; Hymenoptera; Braconidae. The record is from RefSeq and is a predicted model, not a curated record. The coding region runs from base 76 to 1107 and encodes 343 amino acids.
UAAAUAUCAGUUUAAUAUUAUUUGUUAAAAAAUAAAAUAAUAAUAAAUACGUGAUUUUUUUCGAAAACGCAAAACAUGAUUAAUCCAUCGUGUUUUUUUGUUGGAAAUUUUUUAAUAUUCAUGAUUGGUGUUACUUGGAGUGCUAUUUACCUUGCUGAAAAUAUAAACUCGCAAUUGAAAACAUUACAGUCAUCAAAUUCAUCAAAAACAUUAUCAAAUGUUAAAAAAAAAACUAAUAAUAAAGCAAAUAAUAAUCAAACAAAUACAUUUGGUAUACCAGAAGGAUUACCAUCACUUGAAUCUAGUAAUUAUUUGAAUAAUGAAAAAUUAUCAUCAAAUAAAUAUUCAUCACUAUCAAAAAAUGAGAAAAAAGAUCCUUUAACCAGACGCACGACAGGACAUGAUGUUACAUCAAUUUUAUAUUCAAAUGAAACAUCGAAUGAAAAUUUUACAAUUGUCAAUGGAUAUCAUGAUAAAAAUGAGACUAUUGAAACAAAAAAUGGAUUAGAAAAUUUAAUGUUAGGAUACGAAAAGAGUUUAAAUUUUUCUUCAAACAAUUUAUUGGAAUUUGAUGGUGCUGUCGAUGGAUUUAGUGAGACUACUGCAGUCAAUGAUAGUUUGAAUUUAAAUGGAUCUUUAGAUGCAAUCACACUAAAUAAUACUGAUAAAAAAUUACAUUAUCAAACGUAUUUGAUAGAUACUGAAAAUGGCUUUGUUACUAUAAACACGACAGGAACAUCUGAUACUCAGAUCAAUAUAUCCACAGUGACUGGUCGUAACAUUACCAUUGACUCUGUGGCUACUACAACUAAUAAAGAAAAUAUUAUUCCUGAAAUAAAUAACACUAUGGAAAUUUCUGAAACAUCAACAAGCAUUAAAAAUAAUAAUGAUGAAAAAAUGAUACUUUUUGUUGGACAAAACCAAUCGCUUUCAUCGGAUUUUUUUCAUGAUUCAAUUGAUAAUUUAACGUUACAAGUUACAAGUGAAAAUUAUACUUCAACGUCAACAAAUGAAUCAACGAAUACAGUUGUUUUCGAUGAAGUUUUAUUGUCAAUUGGCACAGAUGAAAUUUCAACAGGAGUAUUCAAUAUGACAACUGAAAAAUAAAAAAACUAAAAUUAAUUGUUUAAUACUUAAAUUCAUUAUCGAGUUCUUAUUAUGAAUAAAACAAAUAACUAUAUUUGAAGUAUUUCGGUUCUUGGUAGUUUAUACUUGGUAUCUCAUUGGUUUGAUUGAAUUCAUUAUAUACAUAAAUUAUACUAGCAUCAAGUUUGUUGAAUCUGAUCAAGGCUCCCUGGCCUCUUUCGCAAUAAUAUAUAAUUUUUCAGUUACUCAAGUCGAGUAUUCUGAUUACUCUGGAAUAUAUAAUAUUUCAAAUUCUAAAUAUUGUUAUGCCUAGUGUUACGUACUCACAAUAUUGUAGCACUUAAAGUAAAUAAUAACUAAAUAAUAUUUGGUCAAUACAGCAGA